Molecule: messenger RNA, 2193 nt
Organism: Pseudomassariella vexata
Lineage: Eukaryota; Fungi; Ascomycota; Sordariomycetes; Amphisphaeriales; Pseudomassariaceae
Product: fungal-specific transcription factor domain-containing protein
Exons: 3
Coding region: 1-2193 (730 amino acids)
Biological process (GO): positive regulation of transcription by RNA polymerase II; DNA-templated transcription
Molecular function (GO): sequence-specific DNA binding; zinc ion binding; DNA-binding transcription factor activity, RNA polymerase II-specific
Source: RefSeq, a predicted model, not a curated record
AUGAAAUCCUCAGUCCAUCGAUUCCGCAUAAGUCGGACGACCCCGUCACAAUCCAUAGACAAAUCCAUGACUCCUCCGACAGACGAGCGGCCUCGGUCCGAUUCUUACGGUACUACUUCCAGCACCACCGACAAGCCCCCGACCCCAUCUGUGUCGAGGUCCAGUCACAUCCCCGCCUGCGACCGAUGCCGCGGCUUCAAAAAGAGGUGCAGCCGGACCUUUCCCAUCUGUUCGCUCUGUGCCAGCGCCGGGCAGAAAUGCUCCUUCUCCACCCCGGCCUCGUCGGCCGCGGCGCAGGUCCAUCACCUCCGUGCACGGGUCGACUGGCUCACGAUGGUCAUCAAUGAGGCUUUGCCGGCUGGAUCUCCGGGGAUUGAAACAGUUGAGACGGGGUCCGAUGUGUCGAGGCUCCUACAGGGCAUUUCAUCGAAUACCUGGCGCUCACAGAAUGGGACGUCGCCAGCAGACGUCAUACCCGGAAACCACCAGGAGAUACCGGGUUCGGGUUCGGAUUCGGGUUCGGGCGAUCAGAAUAUACUUGACCAGCCAAACGAAGCCCCCCCUAGGCUUCCGUCCAACGCGGCAGCACGCAGGUUCGUCGACGCCUAUUUCCGUAACGUCCACCGCGCCUACCCCUUCGUCGACCGAAACAGAAUCCUGCACGACCUCGAGACCUUGGGCGACUUCGCCAAGCGACGGCGGGAUCCAGGCUCGACAUUGCUGUAUCUCAUCAUGGCCAUCGGGUGCACCACACUAGAGCGCGCGGGGCAAAUUCCACGUGAUACGGCGUCCAAGUUCGACGUGGCCUACACAGACAUCAUCCAGGAAUGCCUAAAUCGGGAGAUCAUCGAGUCCGUCCAGAUCCUAGUCCUGUUAGCCCUAUACUCUCUGUUCGACCCGACCGGGGCCUCACCCUGGUCCAUUGUCGGCAUCGUCUCGCGACAAGCCAUGAUGCUAGGCCUCACGCGCCGCGCAACAUCAGACGACCACAGCAGCGGCAGCUGCAUCCCCGCCAUCGAGACCGAACUUCGUCAUCGCCUCUACUGGAGCAUCUACGUGCUCGACCGCAUGAUCUCCACCUCCCUAGGCCUCCCCGUAUCCCUAACCGACGAAAAUACCGACGUUCCCCUUCCGGGUCUGACCAUCGCCGAGUUCGCGUCCCCGGACCGCCCGCACUUCGCCGUGAUGUUGCAAACCAGCCGACAUGUCAUCCAGCUGCGGCAGCUCGAGGACCGCAUCCUGAAACAAGUCCAUUUCCGCAAGCAGGCCGAGGUGAGCAUGCUGACGGCAUUCGACCGGAGGGCCAUACUGCAGGAUAUCCGCGCCGAUGUGGAGAACUGGUACAGCAACGGGUGUUUAGUGUCCACGCCGCUGGAGCCAGAUAAUGUGCCCAUUCAUAACUCGAUAACGUGGUUGAGUGCGAGGUAUUAUUAUUUGUUGCUGUUGAUGUAUUACCCUUGUCAUUUCAACUCCCCCUUGAACUCCCGCUCUUCCCACCUCACGUCGUCGUCCUCCUCGUACGCCUUUCCUGUUGCUAGCGCCUCUGUCGUGUCCCAGCUCGAACUCCUGAGGUUCGCGCAAAAGCACAUCCAGUCUACCUCGGCCCUAUUCCAGCAGCGCCAGCUGCCCCUGAACCGAGUGACGCUGUGCCGGUUGUUUCCUGUGGGGCUGGUGUUUAUGCAGGGAUUCAUCGCGUGGGGAGGCACUGAGUGCGUCGCACAUGAUUUUCCGGCGAGCGAUGAAGUCUUGCUGUUGGUGAAUAUACUGGACGCGUUUCCGGAAGGUUGGAAAGAUGCGCGGAGGGCGGCGACGGUUUUAACGACGUUUUUGGAUGUUAUUGCCGGGACUAGAACUGUGGCGGGAACGAGGACAGAGACGACGAGCAGUUCAAGGGCUGCGUACCAUGAUGUCCUGGAGGCCACAUUGACGGCGUAUCUGGGGCUCUUGCAGGAAGUACUGGGCACAGCAACGUGCUAUCAGUUUUUAGAGAUGUCGGAUGAGAGGGAGGUGGUUGGGAUGGACAUGGACAGCGGUGUUGGUGAAUCCAUGAAUAGUCCAUUGGGAAUGAGGAGAGAGUCGAUGGAGACGGGUAUGAACGGUAUAAAUGGUGUAGAUACGCUUGGAGUUGUUGGGGGUGAAGAGGGGGUUAUGGGAUAUGGUGGCUGGGGGCGAGUAGAGAUGGAUUUCUUGUAG